AUGACCCGCGCUCAACAGACCAUCUCCAUCGCCCUCCUGGCUUCUUCCUUCUACCUCGCCCUGUAUCUCCAGCUCGUCCCGCUGCCAGUGGCCAUCCAAACCGAGGUCGUCCCUGUCCUUCCCUUUUGGGCCCUCGUGUCCUUUGGCGCAUACCUCCUUUUCCGUCUUGGCUGGAACGUCAUGACCUUCAACGAUGUGCCCGAGGCGCACAAGGAGCUCAUGUCCGAGAUCGAGCUGGCCAAGACCGACCUGCGCGGUCUCGGUGUUGAGGUCGACUAG
Molecule: messenger RNA, 279 nt
Organism: Truncatella angustata
Lineage: Eukaryota; Fungi; Ascomycota; Sordariomycetes; Amphisphaeriales; Sporocadaceae
Product: Dolichyl-phosphate-mannosyl transferase
Exons: 3
Coding region: 1-279 (92 amino acids)
Biological process (GO): GPI anchor biosynthetic process
Cellular component (GO): endoplasmic reticulum membrane; dolichol-phosphate-mannose synthase complex
Source: RefSeq, a predicted model, not a curated record